This is a messenger RNA of Exaiptasia diaphana, 1774 nucleotides long. RefSeq names its product multiple epidermal growth factor-like domains protein 6. The record is from RefSeq and is a predicted model, not a curated record. Bases 21 to 1058 code for a protein of 345 amino acids. Gene Ontology annotation, molecular function: calcium ion binding. Lineage: Eukaryota; Metazoa; Cnidaria; Anthozoa; Actiniaria; Aiptasiidae. The transcript is spliced from 9 exons.
CAUCGUUAGUAAACACAGCUAUGGACGUCCAUCGAAUCAUUGCGGCUUUGUUGACCUGCUGUGUGCUGUGUUCAAGUGCAGAAUUUCCAGAGUUUAUUGAGAGUAAUGGAUUGGAUAUCAAAGGGGACAAUGUGUGUCGACAUCCUGUGAGUAGAGCAAAGAACAUCACAAGAGCAGUGAGACGUACCUUGUCAACUGUAAAACAGACAACGUGCUACAGAACAUUUCGCAUCCCUUUGCCUUGGUUUCCGUAUAACCUGACUCGUCAGACCACAAAAAAAUGUACAAAGAUCGAGAAUAAGGUUGUGGUGUUGAAUGAAACAAUGACGAAAAUCUUCCAUGGAUAUUCACUUAAAUGCUGUCUUCAUUGGAAGAAGAUCAAUCAUACAGACCUUGACUGCAAAAAACCAAUCUGUCCCAAUGGGUGUGUGCACGGUAAAUGUAUAGCUGGUGAUACAUGUAGAUGUGAUGAAGGCUGGCAAGGCUACACGUGUAACCAAGAUAUCAACGAGUGUUACAUCGGUAAUGGCGGUUGUCAACAUGACUGCUAUAAUCAUGUUGGUUCCUACAAGUGCACGUGCAGAAGAGGUUUUCGGAUUAACCCCAAGAAUCUCACUGAAUGCAUUGAUAUUGACGAGUGUAAAGCGUCCAGGUCGUCGUGUGUCUGCACUGUUAGCAGCCCACAGUGUCAACCAAAGUGCAUUAACAAGAUAGGGUAUUAUAAAUGCCAAUGUCCUAAAGGCUUUAAAUUGCUUAGACCUGGAACUUGCAUAGAUAUCGAUGAAUGUCUAACUCCCAACGAUUGCAGUUACAAAUGUGUCAACACACAAGGAGGCUAUAGAUGCGAGUGUUUUAAGGGUAUGGCGUACGUGAAAAGAAUUAAAACUUGCCGUGAUAUCAACGAGUGUAAGGUCAAUAAUGGUGGUUGUGCUCAAAGGUGCAUCAACAUGUACAGUUCAUAUCGAUGUCGCUGCAGGCUUGGUUACCGUCUUGCAGCAGAUCGAAAAAACUGCAUCAAAUACCAGCUUCCAGACUUUGACGAAAAUAUGAAGAAGUGAAGCAUGAAAUACACUAUACUGUUUUAUCAAGAUGAACCGUUUAUUAAGCUUAAACCAUGAAACCACUGCAUGCUUUUCUCAAAAGUAUUGAUUAUUGAAGAUACACCUAAUUGAGAAAACAGUCGGGCUAAACAGGUUGGAUGAUCAAAGCUAAGACCGAACGGGUAUACAUGCACUGAAUGACCUUCUCUACUAGUGUGCUAUAAUGAUAGGCAAAUAUGAUUCUAACUUUGCUUCUAUAAGAUCUCAUUUGCUCACAACUUUUCCCAAUUUGGGUUAGAUCAAAAUUGCCUGUAUCGAUCAAAAAACCACCAUCACCCUGACAACCACCAUUUCAUAUCAGUAGCAGUCAUAUUUUCUUAAUUUUAAAAACGUAGUCAGCUUCUAAAAGGUUACGUCAUCAAAGCCAAGACCAUCAGGGAGCAUGGGGAAGCAAAUGUCAUGAGUAACACAGAGCUUCAGUGACAAAAGAUUACAAAUGUAAUUUGAAUUUUUUUUUUCCGUGUUACCUUUGAUGGUAUCACCUUUUUGCGACCCAACAUUUUUUCAACUAGGUGUAUAUACAAAAUUGAAUAAUCACAAUCAUAGAAUAUGCGAUUGAUAACACUGGAAGAGAUCAUGGAGAAUUGUAAGACUAAAAUAUCAUUUCAUUGUUCUAUGAUUUUGAAUACUGGGAAAAUCGUCAUAGGGUGUACAAUCGUCAUAGGGUGUACAAU